AUGCUUUCCUGGGACGUUUUUGGUUGGUUUAGAGAUAUUUUGGCCUCUUUAGGUUUGUGGAACAAGCAUGGUAAAUUAUUGUUUCUUGGUUUAGAUAAUGCAGGUAAAACCACUCUUUUGCAUAUGUUGAAAAAUGAUAGAUUAGCCACUUUACAACCAACAUGGCAUCCAACUUCUGAAGAAUUAGCUAUCGGUAAUAUCAAAUUUACCACUUUUGAUUUAGGUGGUCAUAUUCAAGCCCGUCGUUUAUGGAAGGACUAUUUUCCUGAAGUUAACGGUAUCGUAUUUUUAGUCGAUGCUGCUGAUCCAGAAAGAUUUAAUGAAGCUCGUGUUGAAUUAGAUGCCCUUUUCAACAUUGCUGAAUUGAAAGACGUUCCUUUCGUUAUCUUAGGUAAUAAGAUUGAUGCACCAAACGCCGUCUCUGAAGCUGAAUUACGUUCUGCCUUAGGUUUAUUAAACACUACUGGUCCAAAUAGAGUUGAAGGUCAAAGACCAGUCGAAUUAUUCAUGUGUUCUGUGGUCAUGAGAAACGGUUACUUGGAAGCUUUCCAAUGGCUAUCUCAAUUUAUCUGA
Messenger RNA from Arxiozyma heterogenica, 573 nucleotides. It is a transcript of the gene SAR1, whose product is annotated as Arf family GTPase SAR1. The record is from RefSeq and is a predicted model, not a curated record. Gene Ontology annotation, cellular component: endoplasmic reticulum exit site; COPII vesicle coat. NCBI's taxonomy places the organism in Eukaryota, Fungi, Ascomycota, Saccharomycetes, Saccharomycetales, Saccharomycetaceae. The coding region runs from base 1 to 573 and encodes 190 amino acids. Gene Ontology annotation, biological process: vesicle organization; intracellular protein transport; membrane organization. The transcript has 2 exons. Gene Ontology annotation, molecular function: GTP binding; GTPase activity.